AUUGUUGGAUUUAAGGAGUUGAAAACAAUGCGAUUGAGUCUGGUGAAGGAGAAGGCCCGAUUGGUGGGAACGUGUGAGGAGUUGAAGGCCUACCUGACGAGCAUGUGGAAACGUCUUCAGAAACCGGUGGAAGAAUGUGAAGCCUUCCUUAAAAAGUGCGAGGCCUUCACGCCUCAGUCCCUUCAACUACUUCAGCUUGUGAUUGGCUAA
Molecule: messenger RNA, 210 nt
Organism: Hydatigera taeniaeformis
Lineage: Eukaryota; Metazoa; Platyhelminthes; Cestoda; Cyclophyllidea; Taeniidae
Source: the annotation of a GenBank genome assembly